Messenger RNA from Dendroctonus ponderosae (mountain pine beetle), 6395 nucleotides. RefSeq names its product laminin subunit beta-1 (gene LanB1). The transcript has 17 exons. Gene Ontology annotation, biological process: cell migration; basement membrane assembly; substrate adhesion-dependent cell spreading. Gene Ontology annotation, cellular component: laminin trimer. The record is from RefSeq and is a predicted model, not a curated record. Bases 297 to 5756 code for a protein of 1819 amino acids. NCBI's taxonomy places the organism in Eukaryota, Metazoa, Arthropoda, Insecta, Coleoptera, Curculionidae.
CGCGCUGUGUACUGGUACCAUGUAGGUCUGUGUCACGCAGUGCCCAUUAAACUUACCAACAGCGGUUCUCAACAUAACCGCAAUAGCCAAAUUAACAAAAAAUUAAGGUUUUUUAAUGCAUUUGGCUCUGGCAGUGCGAUAACAUGCUGAUAGUUUAAUUUGUUUUAUUAUCUUAAUUGUGUUUAGCUGUUUUGUGUUCAGUGAAUGACUAUUUAGCAGUUUUCAUACAAUAAGAAAGUGCAUAUGCUGAGAUUAUAAUAAAGGAUAAAGGAAGUGCAUUUUAGAGCGAAACUCGUAUGGUAACCUUCUCAAUAAUGUUCCGACCUUGGGAGCUUCUAAUUUAUAUUUUAAUAUCAUCUCCUAUUGUACACGCACAGUUCUUAAACUCCAGGCAGCCACGAGUUAGGAAUUAUCCUGUUAAAGCAUCUGUAAAUCAUGUUCAACGAGGAGAUCAAACACCGGGACCAGAUAACAAUCCUGAUAUACCAAAUGCAGAGGUGGUUCAUCCUCUGGCUAAGCUGCAUACAGAUAAUAGCCAGUCUAUAAUUGGAUAUGAGCCGAAACAUCAUCCUUGUGAGCAAAGUUCAUGUUACCCUGCUACUGGAAAUUUGCUGAUAGGUAGAGAGAAUCAGCUCUAUUCGUCGUCAACAUGUGGACUUGAUAAAAGAGAGAGAUACUGUAUAGUAUCCCAUUUGGAUGAAGAAAGGAAAAAGUGUUUUUGGUGCGACUCAAGACCUACCAACAAACCGAAUCCUUUGUAUAAUCACAACAUAAGCAAUAUUGUUUAUCGGAUGUAUCCAGGAACGAGAACUAGAUCAUGGUGGCAAUCAGAAAACGGCAAAGAAAAUGUCUAUAUCCAACUCGAUCUGGAAGCAGAAUUUCAUUUCACUCAUUUGAUAAUAACUUUUAAAACCUUCAGACCAGCUGCGAUGCUUAUAGAACGAUCUUAUGAUUUCAAGCAAACUUGGCAGGUUUAUAGAUAUUUUGCUCAUAACUGCACGGAAAGUUUCCCCAAUAUUAAACAAGGACAUCCAGGAAAUUUAACUGACGUAGUAUGUGAAUCUAGAUAUUCUGCUCUAGCUCCUGCUACUGAUGGCGAGGUAAUUUAUAGAGUUUUGCCUCCGACUAUGCCAGUUGAUAAUCCGUAUUCAGAGCAAGUCCAAAAUUUAUUGAAAAUGACCAAUUUGAGAAUAAAUUUUACGAAACUUCACACUCUAGGUGAUGACCUGCUGGACCAAAGAGAGGAAAUCCAGGAAAAAUAUUACUACGCUAUCACGGAUAUGAUUGUAAGAGGUUCGUGCUCUUGCUAUGGACACGCCAACAGAUGUCUACCUUUAAAAGGAAUUGAUCCAAAACCAGAUAUGGUUCAUGGCCGUUGUGAAUGUACUCACAAUACGAAAGGAAGAAAUUGCGAAAAAUGUGAAGAUUUCUUCAAUGACUUGCCGUGGAGGCCAGCUAUUGGUAAACAAUCAAAUGCUUGUAGAAGAUGUAAUUGCAACAAUCACGCCAACAGCUGUCAUUUCGAUGCGGCUCUAUUUGAGACUAAAGCAUCAACGAGCGGAGGGGUUUGUGAUGGCUGCCAACAUAAUACCAUGGGGUCCAAUUGCGAAAUAUGCAAACCGUUUUAUUUUAAAGAUCCUGAAAAGGAUAUUCAAGAUCCAGAAGUUUGUCGACCUUGUGAUUGUGACCCUCAUGGAUCCCUUGAUGAAGGUAUUUGUGAUUCUAUCACCGACACGGUUAAUAAUCUCGUGGCAGGAAGCUGCCACUGCAAAACGAACGUUGAAGGUCGCAGAUGUGAUCAGUGUAAGAAUGGGUUCUGGAAUUUCACGGAAAGCAAUGUAGACGGAUGUCAGUCUUGCACAUGUGAUACUUUGGGUACCGUUAAUAAUCAAGGAUGCAAUGUGCAUACUGGAGAAUGUACCUGUAAACGUUAUGUCACCGGCCGGAAUUGCGUCCAAUGUCUACCUCAAUACUGGGGCCUAUCAGAUAAGCAAGAUGGGUGUCAACCUUGCGAUUGUGACUUAGGAGGAUCGUAUGACAAUUUCUGUGAUGUAAUCACCGGCCAGUGCAGAUGUAGAGAUUACAUGUCUGGGAGAAAGUGUGAUACGACAAAGCAACAGUAUUUCAUAGCCAGCCUGGACUUCCUCUUGUAUGAAGCUGAAGCCAGUAAUACUAGUGGCCAAGUGGUGAUCAGGGCACCUUUCAGAGAUGAAAACGAAUAUUUAUCGACUGGCAGUCGAUUUAUUAAAGUAUAUGCUGGUGACUACAUGGAGAUAUAUGUUAAUGAAAUUAAAACAUCUAUGGACUAUGAUUUGAUCAUCAAGUACGAACCAACGUCAUCUGAAAGCAUGGAAGAUGUAGAAGUGACAGUUAAAAGACCUGGCCCUAUAGACCCUAAUGGACCAUGUGCCGACAUAGGCCGCGAAGAUAUCAUGCAUACUAAUUUGCCAUCAAAUCAACGACAGCAAACAGUACGUCCUGAAAUAUGUUUGGAAGCUGACAAAUUCUACAUAAUACGCAUAGACUUCAGUACAAGCAAAAACUACCAAACUCCGCGCACUGCUUCGGUGUUAAUAGAUGCGAUUUGGCUUAGACCAAAAGUUGAAAGCAUUCCAUUCUUUAAUGGCGCGGCUGGUAUUCAGAGACUGGAAGAAUUUACACGUUUUAACUGUGGACACCCUUCAAUGUUCACAAAAGAUGCUAAAGUACCGGAGGUUUGUAAAAAAUAUCAUAUUAGUAUUGCGGCACAAGUAUUCAACGGAGCCAAACCAUGUGAUUGCGAUCCAACAGGAGCAAUAAGCAAGUUUUGUAAGUCACAUGGAGGAAUGUGUAGUUGCAAGCGAAAUGUAAUUGGAAGAAAAUGUGAUCAGUGCGCUCCAAAAACUUACGACUUUGGUCCAGAGGGAUGCAUAACUUGUGAUUGCAACAGCAUUGGAGCUAUAGAUAAUUUAUGCAAUGUCACCACUGGGCAAUGCAAAUGUCGAGCAAAUACCUAUGGAAGAGAAUGUAACCAGUGCCGAGUCGGAUUUUGGAAUUUCCCCAACUGUGCUCGAUGCGACUGCAAUGGGCAUGCCGACACGUGCGAAGCCCAUACUGGUGUAUGCAUCAACUGUAAGGACAAUACAACUGGUGAUCACUGCGAAACAUGUAUUGAAGGAUUCUACGGAAAUCCAAAAAUUGGCGUGGAUAUCCAAUGUAGACCUUGUCCUUGUCCUGGAUCGGCUGGAUCUAAUCAUUCUUAUGCAGACAGAUGUUCUCUGGACCUUCAGACUAAAGAUGUUAUUUGCGAAUGCCAAGAGGGAUAUGCAGGCACAAGGUGCGACGUAUGUUCAGAUAAUUACUAUGGAAAUCCAGAGGUACCAGGGGGCCUUUGUACACCAUGCGAUUGCAAUGAGAAGAUAGACUUAAUCCAGCCUGGAAAUUGUGAUCCUCACACAGGAAAAUGCCUUAAGUGUUUAAAUGAAACCACUGGGGACCACUGUGAAGUUUGUAGAGAUGGUUUCUUCAGAUUUGCAGAAGACCUUCCUUGUCAAGAAUGUUUGUGUCAUAUGCUGGGAACAAACUUCACUUCCGGACCAUGCGAUCCAUCCGGAGGACAGUGCCAUUGUUAUCCACACGUUACUGGAAUUCAUUGCAAUGAAUGUGAACCCGAUCACUGGAAAAUUGCAAGCGGAAAAGGAUGCGAAGCAUGCGACUGUGAUGAGUUUGGAUCGUUGAAUACUCAGUGCAAUUUGUUUGAUGGACAGUGCGAAUGUAAAUCUGGGUUUGGUGGCAGACAAUGUAAUGAGUGUAUGCCCAGAUUUUAUGGCGAUCCCAAAGUGGAAUGCUUACAUUGCGAGUGUGAUGCUGCUGGUGCCAAAAAUCAGCAAUGCGAUAUGCGAACGGGAGCUUGCAUUUGCCAACCGGGAGUUGGAGGACACAAGUGUGAUCAUUGCGAGAGAGGAUUUAUUGGAAACGUUCCCGAUUGUAUUACUUGUGGAGAAUGUUUUGAUAAUUGGGAUAGGAUACUGCAGCAAAGCAAAAAUAAAACAUUGGACAUUAUUAAACGGGCUGGAGACAUCAAGAAAGUAGGAGCUACUGGUGCAUAUACAAAAGAAUUCGAUUCAAUGAAAGCCCGAUUGGAUAAAAUUGAACAACUGUUAAAUAACACCAACGAAGUAGAUGCUGAUGCCAUAGAGGAAGACCUCCAGGUUCUCAGAAGCCAAAUUAACGAAACCGAAAAUGAAAAACUGAAAAUUCUUGAUAAUUCCUUGGCAAACAUAAAACAAAAUAUUCUUCUUACAGAUCGGAAAGUUAAAGCUUUUAACGACAGCAUUGUUGAAUUAAUGAGAAAAACUAAAGAAUUAGAGAAUAACGGCACCAAACUUCAAGAAGCGAAUGUGCUUGGUGCUUUGACACUUAUCAAUGAAGCAAAAAGUAAAGCAGAUAGAGCAGCGCAUAGAGCCGAAUAUUCGAAACAAGAUAUUAGUUACGCUGAAAAUCAAUGCAAAGCAACAGAAACAUUUAUAAAUCAAACGAAGGAUACGUAUCUAAGGCAGUCAGAAGACAACGAAAAUCAGUUGCAAAAUAUCCGAGAAAAAUUGCAUAAUUUAAAUGCACAAAUUCCAGAACUUAAUGAUUUGGUGUGUGAUGGCGCUGGAGAUCCUUGUGACUCUAUUUGUGGCGGCGCUGGUUGUAAAAGUUGUGGAAACUCAAUUUCUUGUGAAAAUGGAGCCAAACAGUUAGCUGAAACAGCGAUUACUCUUGCCAAGAAAACUGAGACAGCAUUGAAGGAAAAAGAAACUGCUGCUAACGAUUUGAUUCGUAACGUUUCUCAAAUUAAUACCAAUGAAACUCGCCGAUUGGCACAGGAAUCGUUUGAUGCUAUAAACAGAACGCUAGGCGAUUCAAACAAUUCCUUAAGCAAAGCUGCCCUUGUCAUAAAAGAGAUGAGCGAAUUCAUGGGACAAAAUAAUACUAAUCCUGAAGAAAUUAAAAUGCUUGCUGAGGAAGUUUUAAGUAAAAAUGUACACAAAACUGAAGACCAGGUUCGAGAACUGGCGAAUAAUAUUAGAGAUGCUCUACAUAGAUUGAAAAAUACUGACCACAUUAUAGAAGAAACUAAAAAUGAUUUAGACAAAGUUAACCGCCUGAAACAAGACGCUGAAUAUGCAAAGUCAAAUGCCACAGAGUUAUUAAAUAAUGCUGAAGCAGUGAAUCAAUCUUUAAAUAAAACGCAAGAUGCCCAACAGGAAGCAAUCAAUGCAAUAGACAAGGCGUGGAGUGACUAUGAAAAUAUAACCAAUAUUUUGAAAGAGAUUGGAUCAAAAACGAAAGCUGCCGAAGGAAAUAAUAUUAAACGCAGAUUGGAAUAUUUGCAGCAAAAUAUAACUGCGCUUCAAAAAAAUAUCACUGAUAGUGAAAAUUCCGCAAGUAGGACAAUCGAAGAAUCAGAAAACACCCUCAAGAAGGCAGAAAAAACGCGUUCGGAUUCUGAGGAGUUGCAAGGCAAAUACAAAACUGCUCGGCAUCGUUUAACUGACACACUAAUUAAGGUUGAUAAAACUAAAGGACGAGCUAAAGAUUUAUCAAAGAAAGCGUUGGACUUAGUUGAAAAAGUAAAUAAUAAUAAAAACAAAAUUCAAGAGCUUAAAGAGAGCAGUCAAGAUUCAGAUUUGGAUGACUUGGAGAAGAAACUGAAAAGUUUAAUAGACCAAAUGAAUAGCUAUACCGAAACUUUAGAAACUAAGGUUGGAUUUUAUAAAACUUGUUCCUAGUAAAACUAUUUGCAAAUUUUUUCACUGCCUUUAGGAUAUUGCAAACUGUAGUCAUUAUAGUCAUACAGGAAUUAGUUGUACAUAAUAUUUUUAUACAGAUUUUUUGAUAAUUUUUGCUGCUGCGAUAAUAACAUUAAAAAGCUAUCAUUUACUUGGCCAAUUUCAGCUACCUACUUUCAUAAUAAUGAGUUUUCUGAUGAAAAGACAUUUCACAUAAAGCAUGAUCUUGAUACCUGUAAAUAAAGUUGGUAAUUUAUUAAUUAUAUUCAUUAUAGCUCAUAAGGAUCAAAUAAUGGCUACAUAAAUUGUCACAAGUAUGUUUGUAAAUAUACACAAGGAUUUUGACCUUGUCAGUAAAAAUAAUGCCUACAUUUUUAAUGACGACUACCUUAUAAUUAAAUAGGUAUAUAGAGCAUAAAAUGCAUAAUGAGUAAACCGACAUUUCCCAUUAAAUACUUGGUUUUGUAGUUUUGUUUUUAAAUUUUAAGUUUUUGUAUAGCAUUGUUUAUUUCUGCGGGUAAUUCCAUAGAUGCAUAAGGUGUAACAUUAAUGUCUUUUAUUUCAAUUCACUGAACUUCAGGUGCUUUAAGUGCUACUGCUAAUUUGUAAAUAACAAUAAAUUAUUACACGUUUCAGAAA